This is a messenger RNA of Trichosporon asahii var. asahii CBS 2479, 6264 nucleotides long. Its product is annotated as high-affinity cell membrane calcium channel. NCBI's taxonomy places the organism in Eukaryota, Fungi, Basidiomycota, Tremellomycetes, Trichosporonales, Trichosporonaceae. Gene Ontology annotation, cellular component: membrane; voltage-gated calcium channel complex. Bases 1 to 6264 code for a protein of 2087 amino acids. The transcript is spliced from 8 exons. Gene Ontology annotation, biological process: calcium ion import across plasma membrane. The record is from RefSeq and is a predicted model, not a curated record. Gene Ontology annotation, molecular function: high voltage-gated calcium channel activity.
AUGUCGGGCCUGUCGUCCAUCGGCGUGUCCACAGCUGUCUCCCCCGGCCCCUCCCCCACAUCGUCCACCGGCUCCAGCGCCCAGAAACCGUACCGCCGCCUGUCUUGGAACAGGGACCAAGGCCAGGCAGGCUCGCACUCGCACUCGACAGACGACCACGGCAUCCCCUCCCCCGUGCCGCCAGAAGCCCGUUCGCGAAGCCAGAGCGGCAACAGCCUCGAGCCGCGACCACCACCGCCAGUACACGCUGCGCACACGCAGCAUUCCCACCACUCGCAACAUUCCCAGCACUCCCAGCAUGGACCGACGACUACGGCCGCCAGCUCGAGCUCGAGCAUCUAUGCGCGCGAACUCAGCUACUCGCCUCCACCACUACCGCCGCAACAGUCGUAUGCACCCCCGUAUGCAGACGAGUACGACCUCGGAUCAUCAGCGUACGACCCCUGGCGUGUGCGGGGGCCGAGUCCUGCGGGACAGAGCAUGGACUCUAUACCACUCGACUACUCGAGCGGAGAUGACGAGAUGGCCGGUGAGCCAGACGACCGGGACCGGUUGACGACUGCAAGGUCGGCUUCGCCUUGGAAUCCAAAUUCACGUUCCAGGCCGGGAACCCUCCCAACCUUCAAAUCCACACACACACGCACACCACACCUCUCACACCUCUCACACCUCUCACACCUCUCACUCCCAGCACCAACGGCCCUACGACGCCGAUGGCAAUGCCAUUUCGCCCCUGCGCAUAACGUCCAUCUCGCGCUCACCGACGUUUCGCAAGAUGAGCAACACGCUCAAGCGCGCGAGCGUGCGUGUCGUCAACCUCAUGGGGUCGGAGCACGACGGCAUGCAGCGCCUCCCCACCCGCGACUCGGACUCGGACUCGCAGGGCGUCCCGACCCUUCCCCGAGCGGGCCAAACACUCCCAUAGACGAACUGCACCCGACGAACAGUAUCAACACGCUGCCAAUCGGCGGUCUCCGCGGCCGCACACUGUGUCUCUUCACCUCGCGCUCCAGAAUACGAAAGGCGCUCGACAAAGUUCUGCUGUACCCGUGGACCGAGCCAGCGAUCCUCGUCCUCAUCAUGGUGUACGCCGUCGUGCUCACGAUACAGAGCGCACCGGCGCUCUUCGAUCCGCGGCCGGGCGACGGCUUCUUCCACACCUGGGAGGACUACGCCCUGUUCGUCCUCUUCAUCGUCUUCACUGUGGAAAUGUUCGCCCGCAUGAUUGUGACCGGCUUCAUUUUCGACCCCGAGACGACCGUGUCGAGUGCGUUCCGGCGCAUGUGGCGAUUCGGCUACAAACGCGCCAAGGCCGAGGAGCGUCUCGACACUGGCCCGGGCAAGCGUAUCCGCGAGCCGUGGCAGCGCUACGUGCCCGACGCAGGCAUCGUGAACGGCAAGUCGUCAAAGCAAAACGACAAGGAUGAGCGGAUCAUUGCCGAGGCGCCGUUCGAAGAGGCCGUCAUCCGCCAGCAGGGGCUCAUCUACCAGGGGCGGCCGUACAUGCGGCACUCGUGGCAUCGUAUUGACAUGGUCGCCAUCAUUGCGUUCUGGAUCUGCUUCAUCCUCGCCGAGCUGCACAAGGAGACGACAGAUACACGGCACAUCUACAUCUUCCGCAUGCUGAGUGUGCUCCGCGCCACGCGCCUGCUGGUCAUCACGAGCGGAACGGCGACCAUCUUGCACUCGCUGAAACGCGCCGGGCCGCUGCUCAUCAACGUCUCGUGGUUCAUUGUAUUCGCGGCGGCCAUCUUCUCGAUCAUAGGAGUUCAGAGUUUCAGAGGCUCGCUGCGGCGCUUCUGCGUCAUGGACCCGACGAACAGCACAGGCAACUAUGCCCAGCUCGGCAAUUGUGGCGGAUACUGGGAGAACGAGAAUGGCGGGUACACCAAGGUGUCGUACCUAACGCUCGAUGGGCGGAACGUCGACAUCGAGCGAAAGGGUUACAUCUGCCCCAUCAACCAGAUCUGCCAGACGGAAGACAAGAGCCAGGAGGACGACAAUGUCUCGUUUGACAACAUCUUCAAGUCGCUCGUGCAGGUGCUCGUGAUCGCGGGCGUCAACACGUGGACGGGCACGAUGUACUGGAUCAUGGACGCGGAAUUCUUCGCGUCGUCGCUCUUCUUCAUCGCCGCUAUCAUUGUGCUCAACUUUUGGCUCAUGAACUUGCUCGUUGCCGUUGUCGUCAACACGUUUCAGGACAUUCGCGCGGACACGAAGCGCUCCGCCUUCGGCGCCGACCACUCGCUGUUGAACCAGCCCGAGUGGUCGACAGCAACCAAGAAGAAGCAGGAACCUUCCCGCCUACUCAAGAUUUAUCAGAAAUCGGAGCUGUUCUGGGUCCUCCUCAUUGUCGUCGAUCUGAUCGCGCAGGGUUGCAAGUCUGCGGCCAUGAGCGAAUGGCGCGCCCAGCUCCUAUCCGACAUGGAGCUUGGGUUCACGUUUGUGUGGCUGUUCGAGAUCGGUCUGCGGUUUGUGGCCUACUUGCCAUCCUGGGGCGCCUUCUUCUUCAACGCGCGCAACGACUUUGACCUCUUCCUCGCGAUCGGGUGCGCGAUCAUCCAGAUCCCGCCCAUCCGGCACUCGACCGUCUAUCCCUGGCUCACCGUUUUCCAGCUCCUCAGGUGGUACCGCGUCAUCAUGGUGAUUCCGCGCAUGCGGCCCCUCGUCACCAACGUGUUUGGUUCCUUUGCCGGUCUCCUGAACAUGACCUUUUUCCUGUUCCUCAUGAACUUUGUGGCGGCGCUCAUGGCCGUCCAGCUGCUGAGGGGAGAUAUGGACGACGACGAGCUCAUCAACUUUUCCCAGGUCUACAACUCGUUCCUCGGCAUGUACCAGAUCUUCUCGACUGAGAACUGGACGACCGUGCUGUACAAUGCCAUGUCGGCCGAGUGGCAGUUUGGCCAGGGCUGGAUUGUGUGCAUCUUCCUCUUCAUCUGGUUCCUGUUCGCCAACUUCAUUCUUAUGCAGAUGUUCAUCGCGGUGAUCAACGAGAUUGAGGCGUUCAUCAAGAAGGCAGAGCCGCAGUCGACCCACGUGUCCCGCAUCGAGCGCCUGAACCCGUAUCGUCUGUUCCGAGCGCGGCACGAGGCCGUCAAGGUCGCCGAGCUCCCGCCACACCUGAUCCUGCCGCUGAAGCAGAACGUGGGUGCCGACGUGGGGCCUGGCCCCGAGGAUCAGGAGAAGCAGACGUCGAAGCAGAGCGUCGAGCGCCUCCUGGGACUGAACAAGAAGGACCACGCCGUCAUGAUGCCGCUGCGCAAGCUGCGGGGUAAGAAGGCGAAGAAGGACGACGCGAGCGCACACCGCCGCACCAAGUCGUACUCUGACGGAGACACCACGGAUGAGGACGACGACGACGACCGCGGCCUGUCCGAACUGCUUCCGCCUAUCAACCCUGGCACCACCGCCGACGAGCACAAGGACACGCUCCGCGAGAAGCGCAACCUGCAAGCGGAUUUCAUCGCGGCACACCCCUCCUUUGAUCGCUCGCUGUGGAUCUUCUCACAGGGCAACCCUAUUCGCAAGCUAUGCCAGUGGAUCACGCCCCCGGCGUAUGGACAGCGCAUCUUUGGUCAAGCCGAGAAGCCAACGUGGAAUUUUGUGUUCCGCUUUGUCGUGUUUGGCGCCGUCGUCGCGUCCAUUGUCGUCGCCGCCAUCGCGACACCGCAGUACCGCAAGUCCUACUAUGAGCGGCACGGGCUUGUGCGCAGCUCCUGGUUCGACAUCACCGAGGAGUCGCUGGCGGUCGUGUUCAUCGCCGAGUUCCUCGUCAAGGUCAUCGCGGACGGCUUCAUCUUUGCCCCCAACGCGUACCUCCUGAGUAUCUGGAACGUGGUCGACUUCUUCCUCCUCGUCUGCAUUGUCAUUAACAGUGUCAGUGGAGUCAUCACCAUUUCGGGGUGGAGCCGGCCGACGCGCGCCUUCAAGGCGAUGCGGGCCCUGCGGCUGAUCACGCUCUUCUCGCGCCUGCGCGACACCUUCUUCGCCGUGUUCCUCGCCGGCUUCAUCCGUAUCCUCGACGCGAGCGUGCUCAUGGUGCUCUACCUCAUUCCGUUCGCCGUGUGGGGCCUCAACAUCUUCAUGAAGCGGCUGUCCGGCUGCAACGACACGACGGGCGACGUCGGGUGGCGCUACCAGUGUACGGGCGAGUAUGAGCAGAACACGGUCGGCGAGCUCAACUUUCUCGCGCCGCGCGUGUGGGCGAACCCGUCCUUUGGCGGGAGUAUCUGGGCGUUUGACGACUUUAGACAGUCGGUGCUCAUUCUGUUUGAGAUUGUCUCGCUCGAGGGCUGGACAGACGUCAUGGCGUCCGUCAUGGCAAUCGUCGGUAUCGACCAGCAGCCGCAGACAAACCAUUCGCAAUGGAACGCCAUCUUCUUCGUCAUCUUCAACCUCCUCGGCGGUAUCGUCAUCCUGACCGUGUUCCUGUCCAUCAUCAUUUUGAACUUUUCCGCGCGCAGCGGCACAGCCCUCCUGACGACGGAGCAGAAGCAGUGGGUCGACCUGGCGAAUUUCAUCCGCCAACAGUCGCCCUCUCAGCUGCCGAAACACAAGCCGUCAAACCGGAUCCGGCGCUGGUGCUACGACCGCGCGACCCAGAAGCGCGGAUACUGGACGCGGUUCUACACAUUCAUCUACUUUGUGCAUAUUGGCCUGCUCAUGACGCAGGACUGGAGCGAGAACAUCAUGAACGAGAUCCAGUUUGACAUUGUCUUCCUCGCCCUGACAGUCAUCUACGCGAUCGACCUCAUUGUGCGCUUCAUCGGUCUCGGGUGGAAGAGUUGGCGGAGCAACGGGUGGAACUGGUUCGACUUCAUCACCAUUGUCGGCUCGUUUGUGACGACCAUCCCCGCGCUGCAGGACCAGGCUACCGACCUGAACUCGAGCAAUGCGACGCGGCAGGUGCAAAAGCUGUUCCUGGUCGCAAUCUCGCUGAAGCUCGUGCAGCGCCUCGACUCGCUGAACCAGCUGUUCAAGACGUCCGUCGCGUCCCUCCCCGCCAUCGGCAACCUGUUCCUCCUCUGGGCCGUCUUCUUUAUCUUCAUGGCCAUUGUCAUGAUUGAGAUCUUUGGCGUGACCAAGGUCGGCGUCAAUGCCGAGUCGCGGUUCCAGAACUACCACUCGUUUGGCAACGCCCUCCUCAUGCUCGCGUUCAUGUCCACGGGCGAGGGAUGGAACGCGCACAUGCACGACUAUGACAACUACCUGUACUCGGACUGCGGGUCCGUCGGCUGGGCGUACAUCUUCUUGAACAUGUUCACUGGAUCGUUUAAGAAGGCGUGGGCCGAGGUCGACACGGCGCGCACGGGCUACAUCAAGCGGAAGGACUUUGCCAAGUUCUUCUCCAAGCUCGAGGGAGUCUUUGAAGUGCGCAUGUACGACCCGGCGUUCAGUGUGCCGAAUCUUCUGCGCGAGGCGGCACCCGACCCAGAGCGCUACAACGACAAGUCGCGGAUCAUUGACUGCGGGGAUCGGCUCGUCGACCUGUCCAAGCUGCGUUACGAAAUGUCGACGGUGGACUUCCAGAAAGUCCGCGCCCGGCGCAGACAGUACGUGCGCCUCUGGACCGAGGCGCGGAUGAGCGAGGAGCCCGGGCGCGGCAUCAGUUUCACACAGAUGCUCCUGAUGCUGGCGCACUACAAGCUGAUCAACGACGAGGCCGCGCUGCGCGUCGACGAGCUGCUGGUGCGCCGCGCCAAGCUGGAGCGGGUGCACGACCUCGUCUCGCUCGACCGCGUGCGCGGGUUAAUCCGCACAAUCUACUGGCGCCGCCGCUUCGUCGCGCACCAGGAGGAGCGGCGGGCCAAGCAGCGCGAGGCAGAACAGCGGCUCAGCCACCAGAUCCCCGCCAUCUACGUCGACACGGACACAGGCUCGAACCCAGUGUAUGCGCGGGACCCGCUCGGCGUGCUCCCCGAGUCGCCGACCGAGUCGGAGCAUUCACAGAGCAAUUCCGCAUCGCACAGUCCGAGUGCGGAUGUUUCCUUUGGAUCCACCGGAGGAUCCACGGGAUCAGCCCACGGACACCAGCACUCGCUGUCCCACUCGCAGGCGUGGGACGACUCGCUCCGCCCCCUCUCCACCGGCACGCUGGGCGGGAUCUCGCGCAGCGGUACCAUCGCGUCGAGACAUAGCCAUAGCGCCUCGGUCGCGAGCACGGCACAGAGCGAGAGCGAGGACCACAGCGACGUCCUCGACUCGAUGGCCGCGAGCGUGUGGGGCGACCUCAUGCGCGAGGCGGUCGAUGAGGAGGAUGAGUGA